AUGGAAAAUAGACCGUUGGUUUUGGCUGUUGUUAUGACUUCAGUAUAUAUGAUUUAUAUUAAGGGACAAUGUACUAUUACCUGUCAAUCGGCCGAAUGUAAAAAUGGAGGUACAUGUAUUGUAAACACUGAUAAUUGUUCUAAAACGUGUAAAUGUUUAUCGUAUUAUACUGGAAGUAAGUGUGAAAUAGCCGACCUUAAAAUACAGGAAACAACAACUUCAGUUCUAAAAGCCUCUUCAACAGAAACAACUACUUUUUUAGAAACUUCUAAUUUGGUACUUCAAAACUCGUCAGAAUUUAAAACGACUACUCUGAGACCUAGGUCUAGUCGAAGCUGUCUUUUUGGAAUGCUGAUAUGCGAACAUGGAUAUUGCUCUGGUGGAAUGAAAUGUAGCUGUGAUCCUAACUGGACUGGCGCAAAGUGUGAAAGGUUGAAAUGUCCCCUGUCUUGUGAAGGACUUUGUGAGUUGAUUGAUAAUAGAAUAGAGUGUAAGUCAACAGAACCAGUAACAACAGCUAUUACGUUAAUUACCAGGAACCCUGUGAAAGGGAGACAACUACCACUAAUUCAACAGAGAGCAGUGAUAUCUCUAACUACAGAAACAGCAACCCACAGUGAUAUAGGAGAACGGAAAUGUCUUAAUGGAUCUAAUGCAUGUGUGCAUGGGUACUGUAAACGUGAAACACUGAGUUGUGUUUGUGAUGAUAACUGGAACGGCUAUCUUUGUGAUCAGCUCGACUGUCCAGCAAAUUGUCCCAAGGGUUGUAACAUCUCUAAUAAUAUUGUCCAAUGUUUAGAACAUACAUCAGAAAUAUCUGAACAAAGUUCUGUUACGUUGGAAACAUCAACAAUGGUGCAAAGAACAGCAGUUGAUAUUGAAGAUGACUUAUAUAGAUCUUUAAAAAACAGAACAUGUUUACAAAAUUUUUUUGUUUGCGUUCAUGGAUUUUGCAAGAAGGAGAGAAUGCGUUUUUACUGUGUGUGUGACAGUAAUUGGGAAGGAAUGUUCUGUGAUAAAUUAGACUGUCCACACUGUUCGAACGGCUGUGAGUUAGAGGAAGGAUCUGUAGUAUGUAAUACUGCAACAGAAUUGUUAGUUUCGUUUACUUCUAUACCAACUACAAUAUCAGCAACGACUGUUUUCACCUCAAUGCCUACUACGAUAUCAACAACGACUGUUGGACAAAUAAAUGGCUCAUUUCCUGAUGGACAUGUCUGUUCCAACAAUUACACAGAAAACCGAACAAAAUGUAUGGGUAUAUUUCCUUGUAGAUAUGGAAAAUGUCAAAAUGAACUUUCUGGCUCCAAGUUGAUUAAAUGUGUUUGUGAUCCUGGAGCCGAUGGAGACAUGUGUGAAAAAACAUGUUGUAAAUACUGUAGUGAUCACGGCCGCUGUAGGAGAGAUAUGAAUCAAACAGAAUUUUGCAACUGUAACUUUGACUACGAAGGAGAAUUCUGUGAAUAUAAAAUCAUUCCGAAAGUACUGGAAGAAGAGACGUGGUAUUGGUGGGUUGUUGGCGUAUGUCUUGGUUUGAUUGUUAUCUUAGUUCUGGCAUUAGUAGUCCUUCCUUACUGGAUGUGGAGAAACAGGGUCAUACUGAUCAUGAAAAUUGUACAUUAUUUCCAAAGAUAUGAAGACAAUGAUGACAGAGAAUGGGAUGCAUUUGUAUCCUACAAGUGUGACGACAGGGACGAAUCAUUUGUUCUAAAACAGCUAUAUUCCAAGUUAGAAGUGGAAAUGGGUUUUAAAUUGUGUCUUCACUUUAGAGAUUUCAUACCAGGAGACACAAUUGCCAACAACAUCAUACGUGCAGUUCAAGGGAGUCGACGAACAAUUAUGUUGUUAACUCCACGAUAUGUACAGAGCGAAUUUACAAAGUUUGAAUAUCAAAUGGCUCAAACAGAAAUGUUAAAAAGACGACACAGAAUUAUUCCCUUAGUUUUAGAUGAUAUAUCUUCUGUAAGAAGUGAAUUAGAUCCGAACUUAGAGCAAAUCAUACAUUCAGUGACUUAUCUGGAGUGGCCUGGUGAAGAAGAUAGUUUCAAAAUGCAAAAGUUCUGGAAAAAAUUAGUUUUAUCAAUGCCAAAGAAAAAAGAUGUAGAAGAAAAACGUAAAGCCAUGUCAAGUAGUGGUAGUCCUUCAAGUUAUAAUUUCAGUAGUCAAACAUCAGAAAUACCACUAGUUAGUCAAUCAUCAGAUUCCUCUAGCAGUAAUAGGAUAUCUAUAGUUUCAAAUGGCAGCAGUGAUUACCUUUCCUCAGAACAAAUCAACACCAAUGGGCACAUACCUUCGGAACAAAUCAAUAGUAAUGGUUACUUGCCAUCGGAACAAAUCAUCAGUAACGGUUACUUACCAUCGGAACAAAUCAACGGUAACGGUUACUUACCAUCGGAACAAAUCAACAGUAACGGUUACUUACCAUCGGAACAAAUUAACAGUAACGGUUACUUACCAUCAGAACAAAUUAACAGUAAUGGUUACUUACCAUCGGAACAAAUUAACAAUAACGGUUACUUGACAUCAGAGCCAAUCAAAAGUAAUGAAAUCAUAUUGAAAUUACAAGAUGAUUCGAUUGAUCUCAACAUAAAUGGUGAAAAACCAUCUAACCUCAAAUCAAAUAUCAACAACUACCUCGAUCUUAUUGAUCCAGAUUCUUUUAAUUGCUCUCAUACAUAACAUCAACUAUACAUGUACAUAAAACUAACCUUCUCAGUGACCCUAUUCAUUCAUUAUAUAUUAUCCGUCCAUGUAUCGACUUACAGAUUGGCAGUUUUCUUUCAAACGUAGGGCAAACACUAAUCAAGAUUAACAUUUUACAUUCUUUUUACCAUUAUUUUUUAAACUUAUAGUAUAUUAUGAAAUAAAAUAGCAAAUAUUGUAUAAGUUUGAUAACGCUAAAUCUUUCUAGUAGGGGUGAUUAUUACACAAAAUGCAAUCGAAUUUCAACUGUGACUGGCUAGUUUGCUUUUGUUAGAUAUAUUAGUUAGCUAUAUUUCAGGUAUUUAAUGUUCUUGUGUUGGUGAGUACACAAAACAUAGUGCAGUGAGGUGAACAUUAUUUAGAUUAUAUUAAUUGAUUAAAUAUACUCAGAUAUUUUUUUAAAAAGUAACAACAUAAUGUGUAUGUAUAUGACCAUACUUGACACGAAACUAUUUUAUUAAAACUUUUUAAAAAAUCAGAAA
Mytilus californianus (California mussel) is the source of this 3185-nucleotide messenger RNA. Its product is annotated as protein crumbs-like. The transcript has 4 exons. Bases 1 to 2679 code for a protein of 892 amino acids. Gene Ontology annotation, cellular component: membrane. Gene Ontology annotation, molecular function: transmembrane signaling receptor activity. Gene Ontology annotation, biological process: immune response; toll-like receptor signaling pathway. NCBI's taxonomy places the organism in Eukaryota, Metazoa, Mollusca, Bivalvia, Mytilida, Mytilidae. The record is from RefSeq and is a predicted model, not a curated record.